This is a messenger RNA of Fulvia fulva, 240 nucleotides long. RefSeq names its product Ecp25. Bases 1 to 240 code for a protein of 79 amino acids. The record is from RefSeq and is a predicted model, not a curated record. The transcript has a single exon. NCBI's taxonomy places the organism in Eukaryota, Fungi, Ascomycota, Dothideomycetes, Mycosphaerellales, Mycosphaerellaceae.
AUGAAAGCAUUCACCUCGAUCGCAGCGUUCGCAACAAUCGUCAUGGCAAUGCCGAACCCAUUCGAUCAGGUUAAUGUCAUAGCUCGAGAUAGCAUCCAAUGCACGGCAAGUGGCAAUGUGCCGACGUACCACGAUUGCGCAAAUUGUUGCGCGAAGAAGGGAUGUAUCCAGUACUGCGGCCUCCCUAAAAUAGUUGGCGACGGUUGCGAGGAAGGAUGGUCUCAGGCCAUAUGCAAAUAA